AUGUCUGCGAUCUCCGAUAGUGAUAACGAAGCAGAAGUUGUUUCACGGAACUUAUGCGGUGUUGUCGAUAUUGGAUCUAAUGGUAUUCGUUUUAGCAUUUCGUCUAAGGCCUCGCAUCAUGCGAGAAUUAUGCCUUGCGUGUUUAAGGACCGCGUUGGCAUUUCCUUAUUUGAGGUUCAGUAUGCUGCGAAUUCGUUGGACAAAGCUCCAAUCCCAGAAGAUACUAUCAAAGAGGUGAGCGCUGCUAUGAAAAGGUUCAAACUCAUAUGUGACGAUUUUGGCGUUCCCGAAACCGGUGUCCGUGUUGUAGCUACAGAAGCAACUCGUGAAGCCAUCAACUCGGAAGAGUUCAUCAACGCUGUAUUUGAAUCCACAGAGUGGCAUGUAGAACUUCUGCCUAAAGAAGAAGAAGGGAAAAUUGGCGCUUAUGGGGUUAUAUCUUCCUUUAACUCAGUAUCGGGACUUUACAUGGAUUUAGGAGGAGGAAGUACUCAAAUUUCGUGGAUAAGAUGUGUCGAUGGAGAAAUCAAAAUGUCUAGCAGCCCUAUUUCGCUACCAUAUGGCGCUGGAGCUCUGUCAAGAAGGAUGAAAUUGGAAGAUAAGCGCAAAUUGUUCCUCGAAAUAAAGGAUGCCUACAAAGAGGCGGUUUCUAAGAUAGGCAUACCUCAGGAGAUGGUCGAUGAGGCUAAGGAGAAAGGCGGGUUUGACCUUUUUACCUGUGGGGGCGGUUUGAGGGGGAUGGGCCAUUUACUCUUGGCAAAGAUCAAAGAGUAUCCAAUUCAAACUAUUAUAAACGGUUUCUCAUGCUCUUUUGAAGAGUUUUCUAGCAUGGCGGACUACUUAUUUCUCAAAGGAUGUGUUCCUAAGUCUAAAAAAAUUUUUAAGGUUUCUGAAAGGAGAGCUUUGCAACUCCCUGCUGUUGGUUUGCUGAUGAGUGCAGCAUUUGAAUCCUUACCUUCAGUUAAAACGGUUCAUUUCAGUGAAGGUGGUGUGAGAGAAGGAACGCUGUACUCAAUUUUACCAAGAGAGAUAAGAGCUCAAGACCCUUUGCAUGUUGCAACGAGGCCUUAUGCGCCACUUCUAGCACCAAAAUACUUGGAAUUACUGAGGGCUGCCAUACCAGAGAAGGACGUUCCCAAAAUCAUAUACGCGAGGAUCGCCCCAGCGUUGUGCAACCUAGCCUUUGUACACGCCUCGUAUCCUAAAGAACUACAACCAACUGCUGCCUUACAUGUCGCGACUACCGGAAUUAUUGCUGGCUGUCACGGACUUUCACAUAGAGCAAGAGCCCUAAUAGGGAUAGCUUUGUGUAACCGGUGGGGGGGCGAUAUUCCUGAGCAAGAGAUGGAGCAUAAAAAGUUGCUGGAAGACGUAGUGCUUCGAGACGGUAACAAAGUGGAGCGCGAGCGAAUUGUAUGGUGGACCCAGUACAUCGGUACUAUCAUGUAUGUGAUCUGUGGUGUUCAUCCUGGUGGCAACAUUAGGGAUGGGCUGUUUAAUUUCAAUAUUGAGCAGAGAGAUAACACAGACAAGGAAGUACAAAGCUUAAGUCUCGAUGAAAAGGUCAGCGCUAGCAAUCCUAAACGCAGGGAGUUUGAGGUCAUUGUCCGCAUUAGCAAAGAUGAUCUAAAGACGAGUGCUUCCGUAAGAGCUAGAAUUAUUACUCUACAAAAGAAGAUCCGCAAAUUGUCGCGGGGCAGCUCCGAAAAGGUCAAAAUUGGCGUACAGUUUUACGAAGACACAUAA
Lachancea nothofagi CBS 11611 is the source of this 1746-nucleotide messenger RNA. NCBI's taxonomy places the organism in Eukaryota, Fungi, Ascomycota, Saccharomycetes, Saccharomycetales, Saccharomycetaceae. The record is from the annotation of a GenBank genome assembly.